UUCUUUCCCUCCGCCUCCUCCUUACUCGGUUCUCCCCGCCUGCCCCCGCCCCCCCCUCCGCAUCUCCUCCUCCUCCUCCAUCAUCUCCGGGAGCUGGAGCCGCCGCCGCGGUCAGUGGCGUAGCCGGACUCGGUGUCUGGGCUAGACCGAGAGGGGCGGGCGGGCCCGGAUCACUGUCACGUCCCGGGCGGAGGCCAUGGGGGAAGCGGCCCUGGGUGUUCUCGACGCUGACUGAGAGCGGCUCCCGCUACCGUAGGAGGCGCCAUGGACCGAGCAGCCGCCGCCGGGGACCAGAAUGUAAAGCUGUCUGCUGAAGUAGAGCCAUUUGUUCCUCAGAAAAAGACUCCUGAUACACUUAUGAUCCCCAAUGGCACUCCAGGUGAUAGUGGAAGUGUGAGUGGAGUGGAACCAACUCCAAUUCCCAGCUACCUGAUAACCUGUUAUCCUUUUGUGCAGGAAAACCAGUCAAAUAGACAAUUUCCAUUAUAUAACAAUGACCUACGAUGGCAGCAACCAAAUCCAAAUCCUCCAGGGCCAUACCUUGCUUAUCCCAUUAUAUCUGCUCAGCCACCUGUUUCUACAGAAUAUACAUAUUACCAGUUGAUGCCAGCUCCAUGUGCACAAGUCAUGGGGUUUUAUCAUCCUUUUCCUACACCUUACUCCAGCACCUUUCCAGCAUCAAAUACUUUAAAUACUAUUCCCACAGAAUGCACUGACCGUCCAAAUCAGCUUGGACAAGUUUUUCCACUGCCCAGCCACAGAAGUAGAAGUAGUAACAGAGGUCCCACUGUGCAGAAACACCAGCAACUUUUACAGCAACAAGUAAAAAGUAAAAAGCCACCAGUAAAAAGUGUAGCUACUCAGAAAGAAACCAGUGCAGCAGGACCUGAUAAUCGGUCAAAAAUUGUGCUUCUGGUGGAUGCUUCCCAGCAAACAGAUUUUCCAUCAGAUAUAGCUAAUAAGUCUCUUUCAGAGAGUACCUCCACAAUGCUCUGGAAAUCAAAAGGAAGGAGGAGAAGAUCUUCCCACCCUACAGCAGAAUCCUCCAGUGAGCAAGGAGCUAGUGAAGCUGACAUUGACAGUGAUAGUGGUUACUGUAGUCCCAAACACAGCAACAAUCAGGCUACAGCAGUGACUUCCAGAAAUACUGAUUCUGGUACAAUUAAUCUUGUGGAACCAUCAAUAUGUUCAGGUGGGGCAAAUUGGUCCAAUGUAACUUCUCAGGCAACUCAGAAAAAACCAUGGAUGGAAAAAAGUCAAUUGUUUUCUAGAGGUGGAAGGCAAACUGAACAAAGAAAUAAUUCACAGGUUGGGUUCAGAUGCCGUGGACAUAGCACAUCCUCAGAAAGAAGACAAAGUUUGCAGAAGAGACAAGACAACAAACCAUUAAGCAGCCAAUCUCACAGAGCAGAACCAAGUCCUGACCCGUUAUAUUUUGAGGAUGAAGAUGAAUUUACAGAACUGAAUGAGACUGGAAGUGCUAAAGAAGAGAACAUUCAACAAAAAAUUUCUGCAAAAGUAUUGGAUGACUUACCUGAAAAUUCACCAAUUAACAUAGUUCAGACUCCAAUUCCUAUUACAACCUCUGUACCUAAACGUGCAAAAAGUCAAAAGAAGAAGGCUUUAGCAGCAGCACUUGCCACAGCUCAGGAAUAUUCAGAAAUCAGUAUGGAGCAAAAAAAAAUACAGGAAGCUUUAUCAAAGGCAGCUGGCAAAAAGAGUAAGACUCCAGUGCAGCUUGAUUUAGGGGAUAUGUUAGCAGCUCUGGAAAAGCAACAGCAAGCAAUGAAAGCUCGGCAGAUCACAAACACCAGACCAUUGUCAUAUACAGUGGUCAGUGCUGUUCCUUUACAGUCUAAAGAUUCUGCCAACAGAAAGUCUUUAACCAAAAGUCAACCCUGUUUGGUACCUCUUAACCCUUUGGACACUACUUCCCCCAAAAUAAAAAGAGGAAAAGAGAAAGAAAUUGCAAAACUUAAACGACCCACAGCACUUAAAAAGGUUAUUCUCAAAGAGAGAGAGGAAAAGAAAGGGCGUUUCACUGUAGACCAUAGUCUUCUGGGAUCUGAGGAGCCAAUAGAGGUGCCCUUAGAUUUUAUUGAUGAUUUGCCACAGGAGAUUGCCUCCCAGGAAGAUACUGGACUAAGUAUGCCUAGUGAUACUUCACUCUCUCCAGCAAGUCAGAAUUCUCCAUACUGCAUGACACCUGUGUCACAGGGCUCUCCUGCCAGCUCAGGGAUCGGCAGUCCAAUGGCAUCUUCGGCAAUUACCAAAAUCCACAGCAAAAGAUUUAGAGAGUACUGUAAUCAGGUUCUCUGUAAAGAAAUUGAUGAAUGUGUGACUCUGCUUCUUCAAGAGCUUGUUAGUUUUCAGGAGCGCAUUUACCAAAAGGAUCCUGUAAGAGCAAAAGCAAGAAGACGUCUAGUUAUGGGCCUUCGGGAAGUUACUAAGCAUAUGAAGUUAAACAAGAUCAAGUGUGUUAUUAUUUCUCCCAAUUGUGAAAAAAUACAGUCAAAAGGUGGCCUAGAUGAGGCACUUUAUAAUGUUAUAGCUAUGGCGCGGGAACAAGAAAUCCCUUUUGUCUUUGCACUUGGACGGAAAGCUCUAGGCCGCUGUGUAAACAAGCUGGUGCCUGUCAGUGUUGUGGGAAUAUUCAACUACUGUGGUGCUGAGAGCCUGUUUAAUAAGUUGGUAGAAUUGACUGAGGAAGCCAGGAAGGCUUAUAAAGACAUGGUAGCAGCAAUGGAACAAGAACAGGCUGAGGAAGCCUUGAAGAAUGUUAAGAAGGUACCCCAUCACAUGGGCCAUUCCCGGAAUCCUUCUGCAGCAAGUGCAAUUUCUUUUUGCAGUGUUAUUUCUGAACCCAUCUCUGAAGUAAAUGAAAAGGAAUAUGAAACAAAUUGGAGAAACAUGGUGGAAACCUCAGAUGGACUGGAAACAUCUGAAAAUGAGAGAGAUGCAUCAUAUAAGGCCAUUGUACCUGAAACAUCCAAUAAAGUUCCAAAUGACAAGGCUCCUAUUAAUAAGCAGCUCCCCUCAGUGACCACCGGCAGCAUUGCCUCAACUACAAACCCUGGGAAAUGUACAAUGAGUGACAAAGAGGAAGUGAAACCAGAUGACCUGGAAUGGGCAUCACAGCAGAGUACAGAGACGGGGUCUUUGGAUGGGAGCUGUCGAGAUAUUUUGAAUUCUUCUAUCACUAGUACCACAAGUACUCUUGUACCGGGGAUGCUCGAGGAAGAAGAGGAUGAAGAGGAGGAUGAUGAUGAAGAUUACCCCCAUGAACCCAUAUCUGUAGAAGUACAGCUCAACAGUAGAAUUGAAUCAUGGGUCUCAGAAACCCAGAGAACUAUGGAAACCCUUCAGCUUGGGAAAACUCUUAAUGGAACAGAGGAAGACAAUACGGAACAAAGUGGAGAAGAGGAAAUAGAGGUUCCAGAGCAGACAGAUCCAGUAACUGACAGUGAGGAAUGGACAGCUGAUAAACAAGCAAACAAUGUCCAAGAGAAACCCAACAGCUGCAGUUCUCUUAAUAAAGAGCGUUCUGAUUCUAUUACAACAUGAAAAUGUAUAACUCAGGAAAUUUCAAAAAAACAUAUAUGUGUGUAUAUAAUAUAUAAAUAUAAAAUUAACUGUAAGGGUUGCAGCCAUUACCUUUGAUGCUUCAUCUCAACAUUUUGCACUGUUAAAUGUUUAAUAAGUGUAUUUAAUUCCCAACAGAAAUAUUUUUGUAGUUGUCUUUGUUACUUGUUUCAUUAUGAUCUGUAGCUUAGCUUUUAAUUAACAUCAAAAUGUAUUUCUAAGAGCUAUAUGAAAAUUUUGGCAGAUAAGUUCUAGUUUUUUUUUUGUGACAGAAACUAAUGUUAAAAGACAAGUUUUAAGGGAAAUAAUUUUAAAAUGCCUACUUAGGCUCAUAUUUUGAAAGCAGAAGAUACAAGUUUUAAGAUCAACAACAGUUUGCCAGUGUUUUCAUCCAGAGUAUCCCACUGUAAUUUUAAUUUCUCUGCCCAUAUUGUUAUAAUGAAAGCAUUGUGGGGGGGCACUUUUCUGGCUGCUAUAAAAAAAGUGGGAAUAAGGCUUCAAAAACAGAUAGAAAGGAAGAGGAUGACUGACUGGUGUGGAAAGCGUUUCAUGCUAAGUUUGAUGAAGCUGUUAUUUGGCCUUUGGAAGCUUAUUUCAAAGGCCAUCCAUCCAUUGAGAAAGAUGCAGAUUGUAAUGAGAUAAAAUAAUACCUCUUUUACUUUUAUGAUAGAGGAGGAAACUUAAACCAUGGUGACCAAUGAUAGUCUGUGCUUGUCACAGCUAAUACUAAUUUUCUACAAUUAUGGAAAUGUAAACCAUGAUCACCCUCAUUCUGAUAUUUGUUUUUUACUCACUUACCUCAGGAAUGCUGUUGUACAUGAUCUAUAUUAUACAGAAUUUGGCAUGUUUUGACAGGUAAAUAUUUAAUAGUUAAGUGUAACUGUAUAACUGAAGCGCUUGAUGUAAGUAUUCAGAGGCAAGGCUUGGAUGUUGAUAGAUGCUGAUAUUAUCUUGCAUGCUUCUGGAUCUUGACCCUCUUGACUUGAGUUAAGGAUCUGGUUUGGCACAUAAGAUCUUGUGUAGAAUGAAAUCUUUGCAUGUGAGUUGCACUAGCCUAGUGAUAUAUCUCCUGCAUAAUAAAGAAGGAAGACGAUAGCUACUAAUGUAGAGGAGAGAUAAGGCAUUUACAGAACUGCAACAGGUAUCCUGGUGACUUAAAGCUCAGAAGAGCAAAUAUAAAAAGAAGAGAGGAAGCUGUCAUAGUUGUAGUGAAAUUUAGCAGGUGAUGAUUCAGAGUAAGCAGUUGUAUGUACUGUAUAUUUACUCCUUGAUCACUUAAAAAAGAAUUCAUGUCACUGCCCUUCUUUAGCAAUGUGUGCACAGAAACUACCUGCUUUGAGGAGUUCAACUUAAUGAGCUCAAUUCUCCACCUCCAGUCAGACACUUAACAGGCUCUUGUGAACCAUUUCAGGUUUGUGAUGGUUGGAGAAUCAGACCAUCCCGUCUCCACCUCUUACACAAAACCAAAUCAACUUCUCGCUCACCAGCUCUCACUUCCUAGGCAAUAAGACUGGUUCAAACAUGAAAUCUAGGGAUGGGAAGAAAUAGAGUUCUCUCCUUGCCACACUACUACCUGGCAGGUUGUGCCUCACAGAGCCAGAAGAGGAGAAUUGGGCAGAAUAUUUAUUUAACUCAUUGGAACUACUGUAUUAGUUUUGGUAUUUUACAGUGUUGACAUUUUAGUUCUUGGAACAUUCAAGGGUUAAUGAUUAAUGUUAGCCUUCUUUGAGAUGCUAAUGAGUGUUUGAGACCCACAGAAAAUUUGUGGAUUGUAUAAAAUACUCAUAAUUGAGAGACAUAGAUGUUUAGAAAAUACUGAUAAUCUUUUAACCUUGUUACUGUAUGAAGGGGGAACAGUAUUGUCUUUUUCUUUUGUUCCCCAAUAGAUUUCCUGGGCACCAAAUAAUGGGCAUUUAAAGAAUGCAGUAUGUAAGGAAUGAUGCCUCUUAAAUUGUAAUCAUGGACAGUUAUACGGCAGAUCUUACUGUCUCUACACAUAUAGAAAUGUUCGCCAAUAUAGGAAAUGAUAGAGGUUUUGAACUACUGACAAUCUUUCCUCCCCUCAAAAAGUGAAUUUAAAGAUUUCAGUACUUUCCAUGAUGUAUAUUUUCUUUGAUUAGUCAGUGUCAGUGAUUCAGAUAACUCUUGAUCUUGAAAUAAUGAUAUUCCAGUGGUUUCUUAUAUUUUAUAUAUCUUUUCUGAACUUGAAUUGUCAUUUUAAAGUUUUUUGACUUUGUAUACAGGAAAAGUUCGGGUAAUCCUCAGACCACCAAUUACUUGUAAUUUUGCUAUAGAUUUCUGAAGUGUUCUAUAAUGUGUGCAAUAGAUCCUCUCACAAUUGUGGUACCCAUUCUGCCAACACACCCCAAGGGACCAUGGCCUUUUUAUAAUAAGAGAUCACCUCUAGAGGCUAAACCAAAAUUUGGCAAAGGAUGUGCUACCAUGCUGAGAGAGUAUGCUUAAGUAUUAAUAAUGUGCUUAGGACUUGUUUCCUUUUGAUAAAUUAUAAUAAUGUUAUAAUUAUAAUAACUACAGUAUGCGGAGAAGGUCGUCUAGUAUCCAAAAAUUAGGAGUUUUUUGGGUGAAGUUUGGAGAACAAGGAAGAAAAUUCAUGAUAGUGGAAUUAUGAUUCUGUUAACACUCAAAGCAUAGCUUUUUUCUAAUUUUUGGAUAGGUUAUUUUAUUGGGAUUAUUUGAAAUGUUAUAUUUCUAUUUCAAUAUAUAGGUAUAUGAUUUACUAUGUGGGUUAUUACACUCCCCAAAACAGAUUUUCUUGACCAUAGCUUUGUUUGCUGUGAAGAUAACUACUCAUAAAAAUGUUCAUAUUAGUAUUAAUUUUUAGUUUAAACCAUUUGUAAAUCCUGUAAUAUAUUUCUUUUGGCUAAAUAUGGAGAAAAUAAUAUGAGGAUAUAGUUGGAAGGAUAGUUUUUAAAGGAGCUGACUGGAGGUCAUUUUUACAGAAAAAAAAUGGUAUUUUAUAUGCCUCCAAUACUUGGGAAAGAAAUUUAGUCAAAAGGUAAUUCAUGUAGUUUGUUAAUUAAAUAUUCAAAAAAAUGUUCAUGUCAGAAUAAUGCACUUGUCUGAUUUCUUAACAUAAGCUGGGGUGGGAUGGGGAGGAGUGGGAAAUGUUAUGUGCAAAUGGGUGAUGAGCUACACAUGAUCGAGUUAAUUUCUUUAACAUAAAAUUUAAAUUUAAUACAAUGUUACUUUAAAUAUAUGUAUACAGAGUAUUACUGUUUGAAAAGCUGCUGUUUGCUUUAAAAACUGUCAUUUUAAGUAUUUACUAUAAGUUGUGCCAACUCAUCAGAAUAUUAGCUUAAUCUAUUUAAAAUAUGGGUCAGGUUUUAAUGAUUUUUUUAAAAAAUUGCAAUGAAACAGAGAUUUAUUUACAAACCCUUCCCUCCCCUUUCUUUCCCUCAACAAGAAAAGUGAAGCCAUAAUGAAAAACUCUAGGGUUUUCAACCCAGCCACACACCACAGAAACUACCAAAAUGUCUGUUUAACUUGAAAUUUGAAUCCCCAAGUACUGAAAACUUGCUGUUGGCACAUCUCACCUUCAAAGUGUUCAUAUGUUGUGUGUAAUAGUGUGUUCCUUUAUUUUAAAUAGUUCCUAAUGAAAUGCCACAUUUAUCUAUAAUUUAAUGUCUUUAAACUUAUUAUACUCUGGUAUAAAGUUAGUAACUUUAGUGUGAAUUAGAACAUGAAGGUUUUUUAUUUUAUUUUAUUUUAUUUUUGGUUCUUUGCUAUAUGAAGGAUAACUGUUCUGUUAAUCAUUUUGGAGUAAUAACAGCUUUUUUGCACUAUGUAAAUAUUAGUGGGGACUCUUACAUAACCAAUAAAAUGAUUGUAGAAA
This is a messenger RNA of Dromiciops gliroides (monito del monte), 7435 nucleotides long. It is a transcript of the gene SECISBP2L, whose product is annotated as SECIS binding protein 2 like. The record is from RefSeq and is a predicted model, not a curated record. Gene Ontology annotation, biological process: selenocysteine incorporation. Gene Ontology annotation, molecular function: mRNA 3'-UTR binding; selenocysteine insertion sequence binding; ribonucleoprotein complex binding. Bases 265 to 3564 code for a protein of 1099 amino acids. Gene Ontology annotation, cellular component: ribonucleoprotein complex. Lineage: Eukaryota; Metazoa; Chordata; Mammalia; Microbiotheria; Microbiotheriidae. The transcript has 18 exons.